Messenger RNA from Panicum hallii, 459 nucleotides. Its product is annotated as suppressor protein SRP40-like. The transcript has a single exon. Lineage: Eukaryota; Viridiplantae; Streptophyta; Magnoliopsida; Poales; Poaceae. The record is from RefSeq and is a predicted model, not a curated record. Bases 1 to 459 code for a protein of 152 amino acids.
AUGGUGUUCACGAGCGUGCCACCAUCGACGUCACCCCACGGUGCCGGCGCUGCCACGAGCUCCUCGUCGACGUCGUCACCGAGUGUUCACGCGGAGGAGGAACAGAUGCCGCCGCCGUCAGCGAGCUCCUCGUCGUCGACGUCGUCACCGAGCGUUCACGCGGAGGGGGAACAGAUGCCGCCGCUGUCAGCGAGCUCCUCGUCGUCGUCACUGAACGUUCAUGCGGAGGAGGAACAGAUGCCGUCGCCGUCAAGUUCUAGCGGCGCCGCGUCGUCGGCGUGUGAUGAACACGAUGUCAUAGUCGAGAUGGCGGACGCGGCGGCGGAUGUCGACGCAGCACCGGCGCCGCAGCAGGACGUUCGCGCCGCGGCCGCUCCUCCUCCACGAGCUGCAGCAAGCAACAAGCAAGGCGCGCGCGGUUGGGCAGACGCCGGGGAGGACGAGGUGGAUGACGACUAG